AUGGAGGAAUCUCUAUACGACGAGUUCGGAAACUACAUCGGUCCGGAGCUUCAUAGCAGCGAGGACGAUGAACCAGAGGUGGACGACGCAGGACGUCAAGUGGACGCUUUGGCGCUUCACAAUGACGAGGACAACGCCAUCGUCCUCCACGAGGAUAAACAGUACUAUCCCGACGCGAGCGAUGUCUACGGUGACGCCGAGACGCUCGUUAUGGAAGAGGACGCGCAGCCUAUCGAAAAGCCCAUCAUCGAGCCCGUGAAGACGAAAACUUUCUCCGUUUUGGAGCAGAAAACGCCUCGAACGACCUAUUCGACGCAAUUCCUGACCAGUUUAAUGGACCAUCCGCAGCUCAUCCGCCACGUCGCGGUCAUCGGUGAUCUUCACCAUGGCAAGACGUUGUUUACAGACUUGCUAGUGCAACAGACCCACGUGGACAAGUGGGAUCCCGCAGUGGAGAAAAGAUUCACAGACACCAGGAAGGACGAACAGGAGCGUAAAGUGUCCAUCAAGAGUACACCCGUGUCGCUCGUGCUGCCCACAUCCAGAGGGAAGCAUUACUUGCUCAAUGUGUUGGACUGUCCUGGCCACGUGAACUUCUCGGACGAGACCACAGCAGCUCUCCAAGUGGCGGACGGCGCUGCGGUCGUCGUGGACGCUAUUGAGGGCGUCAUGAUCAAUACCGAGAGAUUGGUGAAGGCGGCGCUGAGAGCCAAUGUAGCCAUUGUCUUGGUGCUCAACAAAGUGGACAGACUCAUCAUUGAGCUCAAACUGCCACCUGCUGACGCAUACUUCAAGCUGCUGCAUACGAUCGAAGAGGUCAACGCUGUUAUUGACGCCAAUACGCCUGCGAACCAGGAGAAACAGCGUUUAUCACCUGAGCUGGGCAAUGUGUGCUUUGCCUCGGGUCAACAUGGAUGGAGCUUUACACUCGAGUCUUUUGCUCAAAUCUACUCAGAGACGUACCCAGGAGUGCCUCCGUCGGAACUGGCCAAGCGAUUCUGGGGCGAUAAAUACUUCAACCCGCAGACUCGCUCGUUCACAAAAAAAUCGCCAUAUCCAGGUGCGCUGCGGUCGUUCGUCCAGUUCGUGUUGGAGCCGCUGUACAAAAUGUACACCAAGGUGCUAAACGGAGACCCGAAGGAGCUCUCUGCGUCGCUACGUGCCAUGGGCUUGCGGCUGAAGAAAGAGGAAUUGAACUUGAACCCACGUCCGCUGCUCAAGCUGGUGCUGGGCAAGUUCUUCGGCAAUGUGACGACGGGUUUCAUGGACAUGGUGGUGACACACAUUCCGUCACCUCUUGAGACUGCAAAGAGCAAACUGGAGACGAUUUACACGGGCAGCCAGAACUCGGAGCUGAGCAUCGUGCGAGGAAUCCAGUCGUGCGACUCUCAAGCGCCUUUGAUGGUUAACAUCGUCAAGCUGUACUCGUCUCCUGACGGCACGACGUUCAGCGCCUUCGGUCGUGUUUUUUCCGGUGAAGUUCGUGAAGCCAAAGACGUUAAAGUCUUGGGAGAAGCUUACAGCGCUGAAGACGACGAAGACAUGUGUACACGCACGAUCGAAGGUGUGUGUAUUGCUCAAGGACGCUACAAGAUCCAAGUGAACCGGAUCCCGGCAGGUAACUGGGUCUUACUUGAAGGAGUGGACGCUUCAAUCACCAAGAGCGCCACUGUCACGGAUGCAGACGAAGAUUUGCUUCAAGACGAGGAAGUUGGCAUCUUCCGCCCUAUUCACAUUGCGUUCGCCACUACCGCAGUGAUGAAACUCGCUGUGGAGCCUUUGAAUCCGGCAGAACUGCCCAAAAUGCUCGAAGGCUUACGGAAAAUCAGCAAGAGUUAUCCUCUCGUACGUACCAAAGUGGAGGAGAGUGGAGAACACGUGAUCUUGUGUACUGGAGAGCUAGCAGCGGAUUGUAUUCUACAUGACUUGAGACGCAUGUAUGCCGAGAUUGAGAUCAAGGUAGCGGACCCUGUGGUGGCCUUCUGUGAGACUGUAGCUGAGACGUCUUCGGUCCAAUGCUUUGCCGAGACACCCAACCAGAAGAACAAGAUCACGAUGAUCUCGGAGCCGUUGGACGCUGGUCUCGCGCUGGACAUUGAGACGCGUGCUAUCAACCUCGAUAUGAACACGAAACAAGUCGCUAGCUUCUUUCAGACCAACUACAAGUGGGACGCACUGGCUGCUCGCUCUGUAUGGGCGUUCGGACCGGAAAGUAAUGGUCCGAAUGUCUUAUUGGACGAUACUCUGGCUACUGAAGUCAACAAGUCUUCGUUGACUAUGAUCAAAGACAGUAUCGUCCAGGGAUUCCAGUGGAGUUGUCGGGAAGGUCCGUUGUGUGACGAACCCAUCCGCAACACCAAGUUUAAGAUCCUGGACGCUACCAUUGCGUCCGAGCCGAUACAUCGCGGUGGAGGUCAAGUGAUCCCGACGUCACGACGUGUAGCGUACUCGGCAUUCUUGACAGCCACGCCGAGGAUGUUGGAGCCCAUGUAUGCACUGGAAAUCCAGUGUCCUGCUGACACCGUGUCGUCACUUUAUCAGGUGCUGAGUCGUAGACGUGGACACAUCACUCAUGACGCACCGAAAGCGGGCUCUCCGUUGUAUACCGUGCGAGGCUUCGUGCCUGUGAUCGAGUCUUUCGGACUCGAGACCGACCUGCGUGUGUUCACUCAGGGCCAAGCAUUCCUCACUCAAGUGUUUGAUCAUUGGGCAGUGGUGCCUGGGGACCCAUUGGACUCGAACGUCGUGCUGCGUCCACUUGAACCAGCGCCAGUGAACGAUUUGGCUCGAGAGUUUAUGGUCAAGACGCGACGUCGCAAGGGACUGAGUGAGGACGUGAACGUCAGCAAGUACUUUGAUGAACCCAUGCUACGCGAAUUGGCGAGACACGAGGUGGAGCUGCAGAAUCUCAUCUAG
This is a messenger RNA of Phytophthora infestans T30-4, 2916 nucleotides long. RefSeq names its product 116 kDa U5 small nuclear ribonucleoprotein component, putative. Bases 1 to 2916 code for a protein of 971 amino acids. NCBI's taxonomy places the organism in Eukaryota, Oomycota, Peronosporomycetes, Peronosporales, Peronosporaceae. Gene Ontology annotation, molecular function: translation elongation factor activity; GTP binding; GTPase activity. The record is from RefSeq and is a predicted model, not a curated record. Gene Ontology annotation, biological process: mRNA splicing, via spliceosome. The transcript is spliced from 4 exons. Gene Ontology annotation, cellular component: cytosol; U2-type catalytic step 2 spliceosome; U4/U6 x U5 tri-snRNP complex.